UCUCACUACAGAGCGACACACCUAAACCCCGCCCCGUCCCGUCAGCAGCCAAUCAGCGCGGGGUCCCGUCCCCCUCCCCGGGCGCUGAUUGGCUGUGGCGGCAUGUCAGCGGUGUGUGUGGCCGCUCCGCGCCCCGGACUCCGGCAAUCACUCUGAGGAAGCGGCGGCGGCUGCAGCUUCUUCCCCGGCCGGGAUCCCGAGCAUGGCCGUGUCCGCGCCCCCUCCCCCAGUGCUGAGCCCGGCGGAGUCUCCGCGGCCGCUGCUGAGCGGAUACAGUCCGGGUCCCGGAGGCGGCGGUGGCGGCAGUGAGUGCCGGAUGGUGGAGGUGCACGGGGUCCGGGUGGCGUCCUUCGUGCUGGACGGGCAGGAGCUGAUCUGUCUGCCGCAGGUGUUCGAGCUCUUCCUGAAGCACCUGGUGGGCGGGCUGCACACCGUCUACACCAAGCUCAAGCGGCUGGACAUCACCCCGGUGGUGUGCACGGUGGAGCAGGUGCGGGUCCUGCGGGGGCUGGGGGCCAUCCAGCCGGGGGUCAACCGCUGCAAGCUCAUCACUCGCCGGGACUUCGAGACGCUGUACCAGGACUGCACCAACGCCAGUUCCAGGCCCGGUAGGCCCCCGAAGCGAUCGCUGGGAGUCGCGAUUCAGGAGAACGCUCGUCUGCUGCCGCACGGAGUGCAGAGUCUCUUGUCUCCCGGACUGAUCUCCCCCACAGGACUGACGGCGGCCGCUAUGGCUGAAGCCAUGAAACUCCAGAAGAUGAAGCUGAUGGCUAUAAGCAGCAUGCACGGGAACGGAAGUCAGAACGGGACAGAGUCCGAGAAUGAGGAGCUCAACUCUAACGCAGGGGGAAGCGAAUCAUCGUGGGAUAAGGAGAAGCUCCAGUCUCCGAUCACGACCAGCGGUUCCCAGCAUGCACUUGGACACGUCACUCUGUCAGCACAGUCCGGCCUCGGAGGUGCACAUCCAUUAAGUCCUCUCCAGCAAAAUCACCUGCUGUCUAACAGAUUAGACCUGCCAUUCAUGGUAAUGCCCCACCCCCUCCUUCCAGUCAGCUUACCGCCUGCAUCCGUCGCCAUGGCAAUGAAUCAAAUGAAUCACCUUAAUACUAUCGCCAACAUGGCCGCAGCUGCUCAGAUGCACAGCCCUCUGUCUAGAGUGGGAGCUUCCGUUAUCAAGAGCUGCAUUUACAAUUCUGGUGGCUGCCCCUUGGAAUCUGUAUUCACUCUGCUGACAGACAAAUCCCUGACAAUUCAGGAAAGGAUCCAAGACAGCCCAUCCCCCGCCCCGUCCAUAGAGGACAGUCAGCGGCCCGGCAGCCAUGCCUCCUCACACCAGAGCAGUAGUGUGUCCAGCUCGCCCUCACAACUCGACAACAUAGCUGACCGUGUCCUAACGUCUUCUCUGUAUGCAGCCAUGUUACCCGGCUCCAGAGACGGAGACCUCACUGACCAAGAUACUGGACCCAGUAUAAAGAAGAUGUCAAAAGAGAAAGACGACAUCCAAAUCGCCAUCCCCAUCAUAAAACCCACCUUGGAUAAAGUGCAACUGGCCGGACAGGCCUUACCCCCCGGAUUCCCAGCGCCAUUCCUCUUUGCAGACGGGCUGUCAUCCGUCGAAACUCUCCUCACCAAUAUUCAGGGCCUUCUUAAAGUGGCAGUGGACAAUGCCAGAGUACAAGAGAAGCAGAUCCAGCAGGAAAAGAAAGAGUUAAAGAUGGAGCUGUGUCGGGAGAGAGAGAUGAGAGAGAACCUGGAAAGGCAGCUGACGGCCGAGCUACAGAGCCGAGCGACAAUUCAGAAGCGCUUGAAAAAAGAGAAAAAGGCGAAAAGAAAAUUACAAGAAGCCCUGGAAUUCGAGUCGAAACGGCGAGAACAAGUAGAGCAGGCACUUAAGCAAGCCACGUCGGGAGACGGCCUCCGGAUGCUCAACGACGCUUGUAUCCCUGAAAUGGAAACAGAGCACAACGGCUCGCAGCACGACAGCCCGCCCAUGCAAGAAAACAGGACGUACAUAAAGCCUCCGAUCAUGUACUGAGGGGAGGACGGCGUCUGGCCAAAAUGGCGCAAUUCACCGGAGUUGUCAUUUCCACCUUUUACUGCCUUUGGUUCAGUAGAAAAGGAAAGAUGUGAAAAAGAAUAAAAGCAUGAAAGAUGAAGGACUUUUCUGAACUGUUCCCGCAGUUGCUGCAUCAACGACUGCCCGGCAACGCGACGACACGGAGACAUUUCAGCGAGGAUUCCACAUCACGGCGACGCUCAGAUCGUACAGCCAAACAUUGACAGAAGAAGAAGAGACAUUUUAGGCCUAUUUAAAAAUAACCCCUCCCCCGACCAAUCUUAUACUUUUUUAAUAUUUAUUUUUUAAUUGUCUUUUUUAUUUGUUUAAUUCUUUUCUUUUUCAUUAUUUUUUUAUUCAGUUUUGUGCUUUUAUUGUUAUUUUUUUUUUAUUCCUUUCUUCAUUUUAUCUUUCAUUCCCCUACAAUUUUAUUUAUUUAUUUUUUCCAGCCUCCUAAAAAGCUGAAUUCAGAAUCCUUUUUUUUUUUUUUUUUUUUUUUGUCACCACCGAUCACAAAACAAGAUCCCUCGUGUUUAUAAAUUUUUGCUUUCUUUACCGGAAGCAGAGAUUCAGUAUAUAUAUCGGACAUUUUGGACUGAGAGAUGUGUGUACAUUUUUUUUUUCUAAAGAAAAAUACGACACUGUAAGAAAAAAAAAAAAACAUUUUCAAAAAUAUGAGAUGCCUGAAGAUGAGCAACGCUCUUUCGACCCCCUCCCCCCUGACCAGGUCCAUCAUGGCGGAUACGAAACGUGUGCGACCUUUAUAGUGCUUGAGGAAAUGGAGCUCCACAAGGUGAAGGAAACGUUGCAGUCUGGUUUCUCUGUUGUACUAUAUUAAGUUAAAAGUAUAACUUUGUUAAGAUGUUCUUGCUAAGAUUCAGUAUUAAAAC
This is a messenger RNA of Hyla sarda, 2946 nucleotides long. It is a transcript of the gene DACH2, whose product is annotated as dachshund family transcription factor 2. Lineage: Eukaryota; Metazoa; Chordata; Amphibia; Anura; Hylidae. The coding region runs from base 203 to 2035 and encodes 610 amino acids. The record is from RefSeq and is a predicted model, not a curated record. The transcript is spliced from 13 exons.